Messenger RNA from Corapipo altera (White-ruffed manakin), 2607 nucleotides. RefSeq names its product adrenoceptor beta 1 (gene ADRB1). The record is from RefSeq and is a predicted model, not a curated record. Lineage: Eukaryota; Metazoa; Chordata; Aves; Passeriformes; Pipridae. Gene Ontology annotation, biological process: norepinephrine-epinephrine-mediated vasodilation involved in regulation of systemic arterial blood pressure; adenylate cyclase-activating adrenergic receptor signaling pathway; positive regulation of heart rate by epinephrine-norepinephrine. The transcript is spliced from 3 exons. Bases 1 to 1590 code for a protein of 529 amino acids. Gene Ontology annotation, cellular component: membrane. Gene Ontology annotation, molecular function: beta1-adrenergic receptor activity.
AUGGGCGAUGGGUGGCUGCCGCCGGACUGCGGCCCCCAGAACCGCUCCGUGGCCGGGGUGACGGCGGUGCCGCCCGGGAGCAGGCAGCUGCCCGCCGCCGAGCUGCUGUCGCAGCAGUGGGCUGUGGGCAUGAGCCUGCUGAUGGCCCUGGUGGUGCUGCUCAUCGUGGCCGGGAACGUGCUGGUGAUUGCGGCCAUCGGGAGGACGCAGCGGCUUCAGACGCUCACCAACCUGUUCAUCACCUCGCUGGCCUGCGCCGACCUGGUGAUGGGGCUGCUGGUGGUGCCCUUCGGGGCCACGCUGGUGGUGCGGGGCACCUGGCUCUGGGGGUCCUUCCUCUGCGAAUGCUGGACCUCCCUGGACGUGCUGUGUGUGACGGCCAGCAUCGAGACCUUGUGCGUCAUCGCCAUCGACCGCUACCUAGCCAUCACCUCACCUUUCCGCUACCAGAGCCUCAUGACCAAGGGUCGGGCCAAGGGCAUCAUCUGCACCGUCUGGGCCAUCUCUGCCUUGGUCUCCUUCUUGCCCAUCAUGAUGCAUUGGUGGCGGGACGAGGACCCCCAGGCGCUGGAGUGCUACCAGGACCCGGGCUGCUGCGACUUCGUCACCAACAGGGCUUAUGCCAUCGCCUCGUCCGUCAUUUCUUUCUACAUCCCUCUUCUCAUCAUGAUCUUUGUGUACCUCCGGGUGUACAGAGAGGCCAAGGAGCAGAUGAGGAAGAUCGAUAGGUGCGAGGGCCGCUUCUACGGCAGCCAGGAGCAGCCGCAGACGCCCCUGCCCGCUCACCCUCACCACCAGCCCAUCCUCGGCAACGGCCGAGCCAGCAAGCGAAAGAGCUCCCGCAUCAUGGCCAUGAAGGAGCAGAAAGCCCUCAAGACUUUGGGCAUCAUCAUGGGGGUGUUCACCCUCUGCUGGCUCCCGUUUUUCUUGGUGAACAUCGUCAACGUCUUCAACAGGGACCUGGUGCCGGACUGGCUCUUUGUUUUCUUCAACUGGCUGGGCUACGCCAACUCCGCGUUCAACCCCAUCAUCUACUGCCGCAGCCCCGACUUUCGUAAGGCCUUCAAAAGGCUGCUCUGCUGCCGCCGGAAAGCCGACCGGUGGCUGCACGGCGGCGGCGGGGAGCUGGCCCGGCUGCCCGGGGGCUUGAUCAGCACCGUGGGCUCCCCCGAGCGCAGCCUGGCAGGGACCUGGUCCGACUACAACGGGGGCACACGGGGCGGCAGCGAGUCCAGCCUGGAGGAGAGACAUAGCAAAACCUCCGAUUCGGAGUCCAAGGGAACAGUCAGGCUAAUGGAUUUUCAUUGCCUUGUGCUUCUGUUCAUCAAUCUAGAACAAAAGCCUCCAAACCUUCUGAGGUCUAUCCAUCAAGAGCCUUAUCUCCCCAUGUCACCGUUCAGCUCCUGGCUGCUGCUGCUUGGAGCCUCCUGCAAGCUCAGCUCUGACCACCAGCUUCCCAUUUCCCCUCUCCAGGCAGCUCUGCAGCAUUAUCCACAGUCACCUCCUUGGCUCCCUGCCACUUCAGUGAUGACCUCUGCACUACCUGCAGGCCUGGGCUGCUGCAUGCUCCACAGCCAGCCAGCUUCGUGAUGGGCUGUGUUGGUGCUGCUGUAUCACAGCCCAUCAUCUUCAUCCCCCACACACAUACGUAGCCUGGGCUAUGGCCAUAGCCAUGACCAGAGCAGAGCACACUGACUCAGCUUGUCCCUAACAAUGGAGAAUGUUUGUCUUUUUUAAUGGGAUAUUAAUGAAGCUUGGAUAAAGUCCUCCGUCUGAGGUUCAAAGACUGAAAUAUCCGGGGAGAAUAUUUCUGAUCCCCUUCCACCUGACAGUCGCUGGUCCCCUCUGGCAGGGGCAUCCUCAACUGCUGCCGUCAGGCUGCCAGAGAUCUCAGUUAGCACCCCUAAAAACCCAGGUAGGCUCUACCCUGGUAAAUGAGCGUGGUCCCUGAGCUGCUGGGAAGCACCAGGAGCAGAGCAAGCACACAGAGGGGCACCAGCAUCAUCAGCCCUGUGGAGGUUCCUGGCCACGUAAAAUAGCUGCAUAGUGAGACUUAAUGCCCAGUUUAUAACAUGUGUUACUCAGCCUUGUUGGAGAAGUCUCUGCAGUGCAUUGUACUCGGUAUCAGGGCCACAAGACAUUCCUUGCUUUGAAGCUGAGCUGGCACAAGAAGUUUUCUGCAGUCCUGCUGUCCUGUCAAAGCUGUGGCCAAAAACAACAGGGUGAAGACUUUGGAAAGAGUCACCCAUCCACAGUGUAACUGAUUUAAAAGAGGGGUCUGGCUGGCUCAGGGCUUGAGAACAGCUUUCAUACAGGUCAGAUGUUGAGAUCAUGUGCACCACGAUGGGGUUCAGAGAUCUCUGCUGCUUGGUACCACUUGGUCUCAGCCCAGAUCUAGAUAAGCUUCGGAAUCGGGGUGGCCUUUUCCAAUGGGCCUAUUUUCCUAUGGUCCUUUUCUCAGGAGGCUCUGAUGAGUGGGCUGUUACUGCUCUCCUCCCUGUGGUUUUAAUUUUUUUCUGUUUUAUAGUCAGAGGGGUAAAGCUAAUUCCCAUCUCAUAUAUAACAAUGAAUUUGACUCAAUAACAAGAAGAUCAAUGUACUUUUUAU